AUGGUGGUUCAAGAGGACUCCGAGCCCCCAAGGUACACGACAGAUCUCAGCAUAAAUGAUUUUGAGAUUGGUCGUGCCCUUGGAAGAGGCAAGCUUGGCCUGGUUUACUGCGCCAGGCAUCGAGAGCUGGGAUACAUCGUCGCGUUGAAAGUGAUGAAGAAGCGUGAGCUUGUCGAGAUGCAGCUCGAGAAGAACUUGGGUCGAGAGAUCACCAUCCAGCUACAGCUCUAUCACAUCAACAUCUCGCGUCUUUACGGUUACUUUUAUGAUCGAGAUAAUGUCUACUUGAUCGUCGAAUACGCCGUCGAUGGUGAGUUGUAUCACCAUUUGCGAGCAGCAAAACGCUUUCCCGAUGUUCUUGCUAGUUAUUACAUCUUCCAAGUCACCAAGGCACUCAAAUAUUUGCAUGGGAAAGGGAUAAUUCAUCGCGAUAUCAAACCAGAAAAUCUACUCCGAGACGAAAAUCAUAUCAUCAAGCUUAGUGACUUUGGAUGGCUGGUUCGUGCCAAGGCUGAUAAUCGUCGACAUACUAUAUGUGGCACGCUUGAUUACCUUCCUCCGGAAAUGGUGGAGAAAAAGGACCAUAACUAUCAAGUUGAUCUUUGGGCGUUAGGCGUCCUAUGUUAUGAGCUUCUUACUGGCAAACCUCCUUUCGAAAAUGUCAAUCGAGAUAUUACCUACAAACGUAUUGUUCGCGUUGACUUUCGUUUUCCACCUCUGAUGGAUCGUGACGCCAUCGAUCUAAUUACCCAAUUGUGUCAGAAAGACCCCCGCCGGCGUCUUUCUCUCGCGCAGGUGUUACGGCACCCUUGGAUUUACAAGCAUCGCCCCAAGUGGCCUCGGCCUAUGGCUGGUUCAUAG
Messenger RNA from Diutina rugosa, 861 nucleotides. RefSeq names its product aurora kinase (gene IPL1). Gene Ontology annotation, biological process: regulation of cytokinesis; protein phosphorylation; mitotic spindle organization. Lineage: Eukaryota; Fungi; Ascomycota; Pichiomycetes; Serinales; Debaryomycetaceae. The coding region runs from base 1 to 861 and encodes 286 amino acids. The record is from RefSeq and is a predicted model, not a curated record. Gene Ontology annotation, molecular function: ATP binding; protein kinase activity. The transcript has a single exon. Gene Ontology annotation, cellular component: spindle midzone; chromosome passenger complex; spindle microtubule.